UUUGUGUAGAAGAAACAUCACAAGUUCCAUACACCUUAGGCUAAGGACUAGAGGAACGAUGAGAGCCCAACACCUUAGACGUCAGGGCUGUGGGUGGCCGCUGGUCUUCUUGGUGUGCUUCUUGACAUGUAGCUCUUGGGCUAUGUAUGUGGACUUUGUGAGCAGUUCCUCCAGAUGUAUGACCGUCCCAAGGCACAUGCCUCUGUGCUACGGCAUUGGAUACACCGAAAUGAGGAUCCCCAACUUGCUGGAGCAUGAGACCAUGGCGGAGGUGAUCCAGCAAUCCUCCAGCUGGUUGCCACUACUUGCGCGGGAAUGUCACCCAGACGCACGGAUAUUCCUAUGUUCGCUUUUUGCGCCUAUUUGCUUGGAAGGGGACAGACUCAUCAAGCCGUGCCGCAGCCUGUGCGAGGCGGUAAGGAACAGCUGUGCACCAAUCAUGGCUUGCUAUGGAUACCCCUGGCCGGAGAUCCUGAAAUGUGAUCAGUUUCCUAUUGACCACGGCAUGUGCAUCUCCACAAUAACAAAUGGCACCAGCAAUCGGAGAACAGUGCCCCGAGCCAGCUGCAGGGAUUGUGAACUUGAUGAGGCCAGCAGUGCCAAGGAGAUCCUGGAUACGUUCUGUGCUAAUGAUUUCAUUGCAAAAGUCCGCAUCGCAAAAAGAAACACGACCUCGUCCUCGGUUUCGGACUUUGACAUGGAUUCCAAGGUGGACAUUUUAAAACACGGCCCGCUCCCCAAGGCGGACCUCCUCCCCCUCCUCCAGCAGUGGCUGGACCUGGACGCCACCUGCGUGCAGAACAUCAUGCGUGGAACCCGCACGGGCACUUACGUCGUCAGCGGAGACGUGCAAGAUGACAAGCUGGUGGUGCACAACGCCUACCCCUGGCAGAAAAGGAACAAGAACCUGCACUUUGCCGUAAAGAAAUGGAAGCAUCACAAGUGUCGGUCGUAGAAUCUCCAACGCGCCCCGUCUGUGGAGCGGGACGAGAAAUCACAGGACUGAAUAUUGAACUGUAUAUAAUCGGGGCUAUCCCCCCCCCUGUAAUACCAGAAGCUAUAGAUGGCUGUAAUAGAACUGGAAGAUAUCUGGAAGCUGAUAACUUCACGACAAGCCAAGUAGAAAAGAGGACCUGUCAGCUAGUAGAUGCUGUAAAUGUUUGAUGCGCCCAAAGUUACGGCGGCGUAGCGUAAAUGGGCCGGCGUAAGCCCGCGUAAUUCAAAUGAUCAAGGCAGUGGGCGUGUAACUUACUACUAUC
Messenger RNA from Rana temporaria (common frog), 1259 nucleotides. RefSeq names its product secreted frizzled-related protein 5-like. Gene Ontology annotation, biological process: canonical Wnt signaling pathway; negative regulation of canonical Wnt signaling pathway; non-canonical Wnt signaling pathway. Gene Ontology annotation, molecular function: Wnt-protein binding. The transcript has 4 exons. Lineage: Eukaryota; Metazoa; Chordata; Amphibia; Anura; Ranidae. The coding region runs from base 59 to 955 and encodes 298 amino acids. The record is from RefSeq and is a predicted model, not a curated record.